Lolium rigidum is the source of this 1734-nucleotide messenger RNA. Its product is annotated as probable apyrase 2. The transcript has 9 exons. Gene Ontology annotation, biological process: nucleoside diphosphate catabolic process. Gene Ontology annotation, molecular function: nucleoside diphosphate phosphatase activity. The record is from RefSeq and is a predicted model, not a curated record. The coding region runs from base 1 to 1389 and encodes 462 amino acids. Gene Ontology annotation, cellular component: membrane. Lineage: Eukaryota; Viridiplantae; Streptophyta; Magnoliopsida; Poales; Poaceae.
AUGCGCCGCUACUCGCAGCUGCCCGCGCGCCAGGACACGCUCGCCGACCGCGCGCACCGCUACCGCGGGGUCCUGCUCGUCGUCCUCGCCCCCGUCGCGCUCGUCUCCCUCGUGCUCCUCCUCAUGCCGCGCUCCCCCACCACCUCCGUCACGACCCACGCCGCCCCCGCCGCCAGCAAGUACGCCGUCAUCUUCGACGCGGGCAGCUCCGGCAGCCGCGUCCACGUCUUCCGCUUCGACGCCAACCUGGAUCUCCUCCACAUUGGCUCCGAGAUCGAGCUAUUCGUCCAGAAAAAGCCCGGGCUCAGCGCGUACGCCGCGGACCCGCGCGAGGCCGCGGAAUCGCUCGUCUCCCUCAUUGACAAAGCCAAGGAGGUGAUCCCCGCCGAGCUGCGCGACCAGACGCCUGUCAGGGUUGGGGCCACUGCGGGUCUGAGAGCGUUGGGAACAGAGAAGUCCGAGCAGAUUUUGCAAGCGGUUAGGGAUCUUCUUCGUGAGAAGAGUUCAUUUAAAAACCAGCCGGACUGGGUUACAGUUCUUGAUGGAUCUCAGGAAGGUGCAUAUGAAUGGGUUACCAUUAAUUAUCUGUUGGGAAAUUUGGGAAAGACCUAUGCAGACACUGUUGGUGUGGUUGAUCUUGGCGGUGGAUCUGUCCAAAUGGCAUACGCUAUCGCAGAGAAGGAUGCCGAAAAGGCUCCUAAACCAGCAGAAGGCGAAGAUGCAUAUGUGAAGAAGCUCUUCCUUAAGGGAACGACAUAUUAUCUUUAUGUCCACAGCUAUUUGCGCUAUGGGCUGCUGGCUGCUAGAGCAGAGAUCUUAAAGGCUGGCAAUGCCAAUGGUUACAGCAACUGUAUAUUGGCUGGACACCAGGGGCAAUAUAAAUAUGGCGACAAGACAUUUGAAGCAUCAGCUGCACCUUCUGGUGGUAGUUAUUCAGAUUGCAGGGAUGAUGUAGUGAAAGCUCUUAAAGUGGACGAAGCUUGCACUCACAUGAAAUGUUCCUUCGGUGGCAUUUGGAAUGGUGGUGGUGGUGAUGGACAGAAGAAUCUCUUUGUAGCAUCGUUUUUCUUUGACAGGGCAGCUGAGGCUGGUUUCAUAAACCCUGAGGCAGCUGUUGCUAAGGUUAAACCCUCAGACUUUGAGGAAGCUGCCAAGCGUGCUUGUAAGUUAAACGUGAAUGACGCCCAGUCUAGUUACCCCGGUGUCCAGAAGGAUAACAUUCCAUAUAUUUGCAUGGAUCUUGUUUACCAGUACACACUGCUUGUUGAUGGAUUUGGUGUCGAGCCUCAACAAGAGAUGACCUUGGUAAAGAAGGUCCCCUACAGUGACGCGUUUGUUGAAGCAGCAUGGCCACUUGGAAGCGCCAUUGAGGUUGCAUCUUCAUCAUAGGCAUCACCCUUUUAGCAAGGGAACAUCGAUGGGGGACCGUGAGCGUGGCCGCCGUAGAAGUUUUGGAUUCAGAGGUUUUACACUUGAUCUGGUUCUGCGCUCCCCCUGAAGUCGCCAUUUUGUCACUUGGUCAGUUCAUCUAGCCUCCCCUCCCGUACAGUAGAUUCAUACAAGGACACAUGUAUUACAUCACCAACUGUACUUGAUCCAGACGCCAUUGUAAGGCGCAUUAUUAUUUUUGUACUGAUGAAAGUAGGAUGAGAGCAUAUGCCAUUCUUUCAGACUUCCACGUGAGAUGAACACGAAUACAUUAUUCACUUGCCGUAAAUGUCUUGUUCGUUACUA